Molecule: messenger RNA, 1566 nt
Organism: Mollisia scopiformis
Lineage: Eukaryota; Fungi; Ascomycota; Leotiomycetes; Helotiales; Mollisiaceae
Product: siderophore biosynthesis protein-like protein
Exons: 3
Coding region: 1-1566 (521 amino acids)
Biological process (GO): siderophore biosynthetic process
Source: RefSeq, a predicted model, not a curated record
AUGGCCCCGAUCCAGAACAUCGUCCAUCUACCCAAUGGCCAGAAUCUGACCGUUCUGCCCGUCUUUGGCGGGUUUUUCUUCAAAUCCAACGACCUCAACCUCCAUCACAAUGUUUUCCCGGCGGGGUGGACGGUCAUCCUGCAGACUGAGGACUUCUCCGACGAGCACACUCGCGACUCCGAAGAUGCAGAGCUCAGUGGCAUGCCAAAGGAAAAGAAGCGCCAUAUCCAUCCUUUCAAGCAACCCACUCUGCAGAAUGAUAACCUCUUUAUAUCCUCCAUCUCGAAUCCUUCAAGCAGCGACUUUAAAACCCCCUCGAGUCCUACACGGCAGAUUGCGAUGAUGCUCUGGGCAUCCUUAUAUUGGUACUUUCAUCAGCAGGAGCCUUCACCGUACCUGACCACCGAGGCAUCGAAGAGCACACCCAACGAGGGAAAGCCGAGGGGAGAAUGGCGCAUAAACAUCAAACGAGAGGGUGUAUUUCGAGGGCGGAACUUGAUACAAAAACUGGAACGAAUGGGCUUGAUAACCUCGGAAGACUCGAGAGUGGGUAUCAAUCCCGAGGAAAAUACCCCAGAAGGAUGGUCAGAGAUGUUCACGGCAAGAAGAACAUUCUGGCAGCUUUCUGCAAAAUUAUUCCUCUUCACCUUGACUCCUGCAGGUGGAUCUUCGUUUCUAGGCUCCCCAUACAACAGUAGACCAAGCUCACCCGUCCGCGGAGACAGGAAUCAUUCCCCAAACCACAGAGAUUCCUCGGAAUCUUUUGCUGCACAACCACCUGCAAGUCCAGGUCUAUGGUCCUCCUCCACCCCAGGACCAUUCUCAUCAGGAAGUCAUCUGCCAACAUAUUUCCCUCCUCCACCUCUGCCAUAUACGACCACCGCUGGAAUACGCCAUCCAAUGCGUCCCAAGCCUCCUCGACAAGGUGAAAUAUUCUACACUCGCUAUGUUCCCAGCGCAGGCCAAUACCUAGCAUUUCGAGCAGCCUCCCUUUCUCCUAAGCCUGUUGCCUAUAACGAUCUGACACCACCAUCCCCUGCUGCAGAACCGCAAGAUACCACCCUGAUGACCGACCUUCAGCUUCUGAACAAAUGGAUGAAUGACCCCCGAGUCUCCAAAUUCUGGGGCUGUUCCGGACCCCAAAGUACGCAAGAGUCCUUCCUAAAAUCCAACCUCAGCUCCAACCAUUCUUUCCCAGCCAUUGGCCUCUGGGAUGGUAAGCCAUUUGGAUAUUUCGAGAUAUACUGGGUAAAAGAAGAUAUCCUAGGCAAGAACUUAGGCGACCGAGCCGGUGACUAUGAUCGGGGUGUCCACGUCUUGGUCGGCGAAAACGAGUUUAGAGGGAACAAGAGGGUCAAGGCUUGGAUAACCUCAUUGGCUCAUUGGGCGUUUGUCCAAGACUAUAGAACGAAUGCUGUUGUUCUGGAGCCGAGGGUCGAUAACGAGAGAUUUAUCUCGCAUCUCAACGAGGCCGGCUUCUUGAAGGAGGGCGAAAUCACUUUUCCGCACAAGCAGAGUGCGUUUGUGAAAUUGCGGAGGGAGAAUUUUGAGACGCCGUCUUUAUGA